AAUCAUUACCCACCGUAAAACCAGAACUAUUGCUUCCCGUGACAUCGCAGACAACGCUCGCUUCCGUCACUGUUCUAUAAAACACUUCAUACUAUAAUACAAAUAUAAAACAUACUCCUAUACAGGUCAAUAUAGACUUUAUGCGUUUUGAAAUAAGUCUAACACAUGCGCAGUACAACUUUGCUUACUCGUAUUCAACUAAACAAAUGAUUUUCAGUCGUAAAUUUAAUAUGUAAGGUUGAAUUUAGGUUAAAUGGGGUAGAAAAGGUUGUAUGUGUGAGGGGACGCCGCGCAGCCGCCCGGCAGUACUCCCCGGGCGCCGAAGCCGCUUGCCGUGCUUACCCACAGUGAAAACCUUUAAAAAAACACCCUAAGUCAAUUUUAGCCUUCCAUUUACACCCAAGAACACCUAACGUGCCCCUUUGAAAGCAAUAUAAAAAACUAAAAAAUAUAAUAUUUAAAAAAGUCCUUUAAAACCCUUUAUUUGAUAGUUAACUGUGUAUAAAAACAGUUUAAAUUUGAAAUGUGUGUUCAGUGAAACGUCAGAAGCGCGAAACCUUUGGCAGUGUCUGCGUUACAUAACUGUUCCGGGCAAGAUCGAUACCCUGGGCGUAUUAAUAGCGACCUACGGUUGAGAACAGCUGGCCGGCCGCCAGCAUGCAGACCACGAGGAUGCGGCGGCCGCGGCGGCACCGCUGGCUGACGGUGUCCGUAUUCUUCAUCGCGUACUCCGUCGGCCAGGCGCUCAUGAGCUCGCCUGGAGACGAGCCAAAAGAGGGGUCCACGCUGCCCGAGCCAACUCCCACGCAGUUCACGUCGAAAAAAGAAACGGACCUUACCAAGGAAACCAGUGCAAAAGAAAUAGAGCCCACUCCCCCUGGUGAGAAAGAGAAAGUUCCAGAGGAAGAGGAAGACAAGGGGAGGAAGAAAUUGCUGAAAGGCACCGAGGAGCCCGACGAGGAAGAUGAGGGCGAGAAGAAAAAGCAGAAGGACGCUGGAUACGAGCCCUCUAAUGUAGUGCCGACGGUUCACCCCUUGAGGAACUGUACUCCUCCAGCUAUCGAGCAGUUCCCUCGGCCACUGAUGGGGCAAAACGCACGCAAGCAUGGAGGCCUGAUAAUACACGUCCUAGUGGCUGUGUUCACGUUUAUCGGACUCGCUAUCGUGUGCGACGAGUACUUCGUGUCGAGUCUUGACAGGAUCUGUGAAGAGCUAAAGCUGGCGCCCGACGUGGCCGGCGCCACGUUCAUGGCGGCCGGCAGCUCGGCGCCCGAGCUCGCCACCGUCGUCAUUGGCGUUUUCUGUGCGCAGGACGAUAUCGGCGUGUCAGGCGUGAUCGGCUCCGCAGUGUUCAACAUAAUGUUUGUGAUCUCGGUGUGCGCGCUGUGCGCUGGCACCGUGUCGCACCUCAACUGGUGGCCUUUGUGCCGCGACUGCUUCUUCUAUGCCGUCUCUAUACUGGUCAUGCUGUGUACCAUCGCCAAUGGAUACGUCUCUUGGCCCGAAGCGCUGUUCAUGCUGAUAAUGUACGGCGUGUACUGCGUGGCUCUGCGCUUUAACAGCGAGCUAGAGCGCUGGGUUUUGACCAAGAAACUGCCCUUCAAGCUGCCAACACGGGAGGAGCAGGCUGCACUCGUCACAUACAAGAGCGCGGCUGGGGCGGCGGCGGCAAAACCCGCGGGUGACGAAUACACGCAGAUGGAGGGACAGACCAAGGAGACUGCCCUGCAGAACCCCCCACCAUACAACCCGGACGCCGCAUACGACAACGCAGCGUACAACGCUGACCCUGCUGCCCAAGCUUGGGACCCCAACGCCACCUGGGACCCUAACAGCUCUUGGAGUGACCAGUCCCAGCAACCGGCGGCUCCUGCUAGCAGCUGGGGCGACACGUACAACUCUCAACCGCAGCAGCAACAACAGCAACAACAACCUGGCUCUGCUGCUCAAACGCCAGGGCAACAGCCACAGCAGCCAGCGCAGGCGGCGCCCGCAGCCCCGGCGUACUACAAGGCUAAGGAAUACAACCCGGAGACCGCCAUCAACCCGCUCGUAAAGCCCAUCGGAGCAAACCACUUCCAACUAGCGGCUUGGUACGUGGCGUAUCCGGUACACUGGUCCUGCCGGCACACCAUGCCCGACUGCCGCGGCCGCUGGUAUCCCAUCACCUUCCUCAUGUCCAUGCUGUGGAUCUCCUUCUACUCCUACUUCAUGGUGUGGAUGAUCACCAUCAUCGGCUACACUCUGGGCAUCCCGGACACGGUGAUGGGGCUGACGUUCGUGGCCGCGGGUGUCUCCGUGCCUGACGCGCUCUCCUCGCUCGCCGUCAUCAAGGAGGGAUACGGCGACAUGGCCGUCUCGAACGCGGUGGGGUCCAACGUGUUCGACAUCCUGGUGUGCCUCGGGCUGCCCUGGUUUAUCCAGACUGCCAUCAUCCAGCCCGGCUCACACGUCAACGUCAUCAGCAAAGGUCUCGUCUAUUCUACCUUCUCCCUCUUCUCGACCGUGAUCUUCCUGAUCGUGGCCACCCACGCCAACGGCUGGAAACUGGACAGGAAAUACGGCGUUGUCCUGAUGAUAUGGUACCUUCUCUUCAUCACCUUCGCCAGCCUGUACGAGCUCAACAUCUUCGGGAACUUCAACCCGCCUGACUGCGAGUCUCUAUAUUAAAUUGUCAAUGGUAAGUGACCUUGGUCAACAGUUGGCUAUGCGUCCGUGUUGCCAGUUUUUAAAAGCAUAGAAUUUAGUUUGAUGUUGGAAUGUAUUCUUAGGCUCACCACCGUUGUGACGGAAUUCAGGUAGCAAUCCCGAUUCUUUGGGCCCUUCUGCUUCAAACGCUAUUCAAUUUGUUUGUUCGUUGAAAUUUAUUGUAUAAUUGAAUCUGAAUUUUAACGAGAACUUGAAUUAAAUGACAGAUUUUGAAGAACUAACAAAUAAUUCAGGAAAAUCAGACAGAACCAUAGAUAUUUCGACCCGAAUUCCGUCGGGUUUGUGAUGAGCCUUAAAUAGAUGUUCUCUUCUAUUUUACGUAUGUUGGCUAUGAAAUCUUUGUAGAUACUAUUUUUGUGACCAUCACAAACUUUAUGCUGGUAAAUGUAUAACAUAUUAUGUAUAUGUACCAAGUUUUCUACUACAUAAUACCAUUGUCUUAUGAUGAAUAAAACAUCGAUGUUGUUCUCGCUAUCUGUAAAUUAUAUUUUAUGUUUAGCAUUUAACUAUUCUAUCUAAUUCUAAUUACGUAGGUUAUUGUAGAUAUAUUUAAAGCAUAUUAAAUGUUUUUACAUUGAACUGUACCUAAAGAUCGAUAUCAAUGUUUCGAUCUAGUGUUAUUUUUUUCACACAAAUGAACUAAAGGAAAACUUCUGGUAACAUUCUGUAAAAAACCUUCAUCUCCUUAAUGCAGCCGCGUUACUGCAGGGCCUCUAGAAUAGUGUCGUACCGUAGUCGUACGGUCAAGGUAUUAAAUAUCGAUACGGAUAAAGUACCAAAAAUAUGUAUACACGACCUUAUUGCCUAUAUAUUAAGAUAAUGUGGCCCUAGUGAAAAAGAGUACAAGUCUCUGGCAGUUUAUGUGUAUAAGGGCAUAAGUGUUACGUGGAACUUACACCCCUUUACACCUGCGCUGCCAGAGACUUGUACCCUUUUUCACUAUGUACCUACAUAUUUUUGUCACUAUGUCCGUAUCCAUAUUUAAUACCUUGACUUUACCUAAGCAAAAUUGACCGCUGUUUGACUUUUGACAAGUGCAAUGUUCUUAGGCCCAAUUUUACCAGAAACCUGAUGUUACCAAGCCGACAAGUAGCGCCCUCUGAGAUAUUUCUAUUGCUAUUGUACUUAUAAUUUUAAGGAAACGGCGUAUUACGUUUACGAUUUAUUGCAAUGCUCAAAAAAUAAAUGACGGCACUUAUAUAAAGAGCUCCAUUAAAAAAUGUAGGUUCUUGGGGCACUUUUUACGAGAGUUGACUUACAAUUUGAACUACUUUAAGUAUUUCCAAGCAAUAGCAAGUAAUUAAUGUCCGUAAUGAAGUCGUCAAAGGCCUAAGGUUUGUAAAGUUUCUUAUGAAUAGAAAUGCUAGAUGUUUUCCUGAAAAUACGAUAGAUUAUUUGAUAGCUUGCACUGGAUUCACUAAUUAACUAUAAAUAUAUUUUUUAAAUUAAGCAAAUUAAUAAACACGAAAAUGACAAAACAACUAAUUAUGAUGUCAAAACCAAACAGCGAAAAACAUAGGACUUGGCCAAAGGGUGUACCGCGACAAUCGGAAUUUCGUUAUCUGCCUCUCUAUCG
Molecule: messenger RNA, 4285 nt
Organism: Cydia pomonella (codling moth)
Lineage: Eukaryota; Metazoa; Arthropoda; Insecta; Lepidoptera; Tortricidae
Product: probable sodium/potassium/calcium exchanger CG1090
Exons: 17
Coding region: 658-2670 (670 amino acids)
Biological process (GO): intracellular calcium ion homeostasis; calcium ion transmembrane transport
Cellular component (GO): membrane
Molecular function (GO): calcium channel activity; calcium, potassium:sodium antiporter activity
Source: RefSeq, a predicted model, not a curated record